UAUCAAUGCUGUGACUGAUGCCGCGCUUAAUAAAACAAGUUGGCGCCUAGAUAAAUCUGAAUAAAUAAAUCAAAUUCAAAUCAAAAUGUCGAUCGAGAAUUUUCCGCGUGUGCACAGCUACAUUGCGAAUUUGUGCGCCUCGAAUAAAGAAUUGCAUAAUCUAUUCGCCCAAUUCGAGAAUGCGCUCAAGGAGAAGCUGGAACUUGGCGAAGCAAGAACAAAGCUGCAGAAGGAUAUGCAAAAUUUGCGCAUCGAUCUGAUGCUGGUGCGUCAAGCGGCCGUCCAGAUGCAGGAGGAACGCAAACAGUUCGACAAAUAUGCCAGCAUUUUAGAUGCCUCCUACGAGCAUCUACUCGAAAUGGGCAACCUGCUCAACGAUGAUAAAAUUAAGAAUAUGAUGCGCUUCGCCGGCUUAUGCAAACAGAACGAGGCGGAGGUGAAGCUGCAAAACAUGGAGCAGCUGCAAAAGUUCGACCGGGAGUGCAAAAUGGCCAUGGAGAAUCGUGCAAUUGUUAAGGAUUUUCGUAAAUGGCAGCGUUUGGUCCACGAAGCGGAAGAGCAAUAUGCGAGCAUUCAGCGCGAAUUCGCGCAAAUGGAUCGCCAGAGGAGCAUCAAGAUUAGGCGCGCCACACAGCAGCGCAACAAGAAGAUUGUCGCCUUGGUGCAGCUAAGCAAGCAAAUUGCCGAGCUUGAAACGCCCGUGAAUGAAGUCGACAAGAGAGCCGGAGCUAUGCGCGGCAAAAAGGCGCCGCUAGUCCUGCAGUCGGCAUUGGACUUUCUCAGCCACUAUCCAGAGGAGCGACGGGCCAAGGAGCAGGACAUGGACGUGUCGGCGGCGCCAACAUUGCGCUCCAUUUUGGUGGUAAAUCGCAGGCAGGAGGAGACGGAACGCACCUCGAGCCCCACCAAGCAAGUGCAUUUUGCACCGCUGCCAUCGCCAGUUCAUGGCAACGACAUGACCGAAAUGAUGAACGAUGCCGAAUUCGACAUGAUUGAACCAUGCUCAGAGUCAUCGGAGAUGGACUCAGAAAAUAUGCCCACCACGGACGAUUUGCCGGAACGCGCAAUUGUCCAGAAAGUAGAAAUGCUGCCGCGUCUGCAAUUUUCUGAUCUCAAUAUGGGCCUGAGCUUCAAGAACCUCUUCCCAUCGACUAGCACCAAGCCAGCUGAAGAUUGUGCUGUCGACCAGGAGACAGAAUAUGAACACAGCGACAAACAACUGACAUCCACAAUGCUGGCACAUGAGGAUAGCUCCGAUAUAAACGACUCCAAUUCUUUAGACUUUUCGAAUGUCAACUGCGACGUUAACGACGAUUUCUUUUUGAAUUUUAGCGACGGCAAUGAUUCGCAACCGACAACCAAUCGCCUCACCUAUGAGCUCUGAGAAGAAUUUUUCAAAUCUAUUCAAUUAUUUCACAUCUCUAUAAAUAAUCCGUACGAACUUAGCUUUUAGGAGUAUCAAUUAAAAGAGAAUGAAACAAGUUCUCUUAACAAUAAUUUGAUACAAAAGUAUUUAAGCCAGAAAUAUCAGCUUAAUUUAAUUUUCAUUUAUAUAUAAAUUUGAAAAACUUAAAAAUAAGAUAUAAUAUCGCUUUAAGUCAAAGACAAUAUUUAAAUCAUUGAAUCGAUUUAAUUUAUUUAUAUUCUAAUUGUUCUUGAGUCAAAAGUAUCUCAGGAUCAAAAUCAACUUAAACAUAUAUUUUUUAAAAUUUUUCGUUUCGAAUAUGUGAAUAUGUUUUAUUAAACUAAAAAUAAAACACA
Molecule: messenger RNA, 1761 nt
Organism: Drosophila virilis
Lineage: Eukaryota; Metazoa; Arthropoda; Insecta; Diptera; Drosophilidae
Gene: corolla
Product: corolla
Source: RefSeq, a predicted model, not a curated record